Molecule: messenger RNA, 1112 nt
Organism: Chelonus insularis
Lineage: Eukaryota; Metazoa; Arthropoda; Insecta; Hymenoptera; Braconidae
Gene: Brms1
Product: breast cancer metastasis-suppressor 1-like protein
Exons: 3
Coding region: 225-917 (230 amino acids)
Biological process (GO): negative regulation of transcription by RNA polymerase II
Cellular component (GO): Sin3-type complex
Molecular function (GO): histone deacetylase binding
Source: RefSeq, a predicted model, not a curated record
GUUGUCGCUAGCAUCCAAGAACAAAAAGACAACAAAAAUGGCGGAUAUUUUGAUGCGCGCUAAAUACGUCAGAAACGUAAUGUAAUGCGUAAACUCAAAAAACAAGUGAUGGUUAAAAAUAGAAUACUAAUCUAAAUAUUAUCACUAAAUAAAUUAUCAUCAUUGAAUUCCGAACGAAUAUCAAACUUCCAAUUUAUUAGGAGAUUGCGUGCUCCUAAUCGUAGAUGCCAAGCGUUAAAGAUGAGUCAGAGCCUGAAGGCGAAGAAAUGUCGCACGAUAGCAACAACAGUGACCAAAGCUCGGCCUCCUGUGACAGCAGUGCAGAUCACAGUGACAGCGAUGACUCUUCCGAGAUGGAUGAAGAUGAAUGUGAGAGAAGGAGAAAUGAAUGCAUGGAAAACUUGGUUGAUCUAGAGCGGCAAUUUGCACUCUUGAAAGAACAACUUUAUCGAGAAAGGAUUACUCAGGUUGAUACGAAGCUUAGUGAAGUACGGGUUGGUAAAUCAGAAGAGUACCUGAUACCCUUGGAACGUCUAAAAGAGAAUAUGAAAACAAAAACAGAAGUAGCUGGCAUUUUAAGAGAGUUAAGGGUACAGAAUAUACAAAAUAAAUUUUUAGCUGAAGAACAAGCAGCUUUACAGAACUUUGAAAGUGAGAAGGAACUUGUGUGGGAUGCAAUCUAUAGUGAUUUGCAAGAAAAAAUAAGACGAUUAGAGGAAGAUCGUAAUAAUGUUGAUAUUCAUGCGGACUUGUGGUUCAAUUCAAGUGGCAGAAAACGUCGAAGUCAUGCUGAAAGACGUAGAGCUGUAUCAGUUACUGGUCCUUACAUUGUUUAUAUGCUGAAUGAUGCUGAUAUUCUCGAAGAUUGGGCAUUGAUUAAGAAAAGUUUAAGUAGUCGAAAAGCUGAAAUUCUUUGAGUGAUCAUUCAUUUUCCAAAACUUGUAUACAGUUUGCUAAAUUACAUAUAAAUAUUUUCAAUUAAUUCAUUGUAAAUUAUUGGUAUAAGAUUUAUAUAUACAUGAAGAGCGAAAGGACGAGAGAAUGAGUGAAAGGUACUUAGAAUUAUCACUUCAAAUUUUUAAUAAUAAAAAAUUAAAAAGAUUCUUGUAUAA